CUCAUGCAAUUACUGAAGAGAAGUCAAAAGGAAGCUGCCUACCUUGUGACCAACGUUAACUCAUUUGCAUUCCUUCUCAGAUAUAAUAUGUUGGUGGACGUUUGUCUGUUUACCUGUAAGACUUCCAUAUGUACAGGCAACAAAACUGCUGCAGGUUUUCAUUGCACCAAAUUUGGUUCAAUUUUGAAGAUUAUUUCUCUGAGUUAUUGGAUCCUGUGCUUCCUUUCUCUUUGAUUUAUUAUUCCAUCUUCCCAGCUAGGAACAAGUCUUGGAAGGAAUAGCGAAUUAUAAGCAAAUUAACUCAGAAAAAACAAAAUCCAUCACAGGUAAUAAAAAAGGGCUAACUCAAGCAAAUCCAGACAAGAUGAUUGCAUGUUUGGAAGUGAAGAGACGUGAAGAUAAUCAGACAUUUUUCACCAAAAAUGGAGGGCGUUUAUUAGAAGAGCUUAUUACCUUCUGUAAUGGCAAAUCUAAUCCUAUCCGUCAUUUCUCUGCAAAAGAGCUUCUGAGAGCAACAAACUGCUAUAAUACAAGCCAGAUUUUUGUGGAAGGUCGUGGUUAUAAGCUGUACAAAGGCUCUUUGAAGGACCGCCCAAUUUUUGUGAAAAAGUAUGACAAUCACAGUCUAUUGGGUGAUUUUGCGACCAAAGAUAUUGCCAUUGGAUCACAAAUGAGUGUUCACAAGAAUGUUUUAAAAGUUUUAGGAUGCUGCUUGGAGACCCAAAUACCAACUAUAGUAUAUGAAUUUGAUGACACAAAAAGUCUCUCAACAUUUAUCUCUGCUACUGAUGUUAAGCCUCUACCAUGGAAAUGCAGGUUGAAAAUAGCAACAGGUAUAGCAAAUGCAGUUGCAUAUCUCCACAAUGCAUUUUCUAGGCCAGUUAUCCAUCGGGAGAUUAAAUGCUCAAAUGUCAUAUUGGAUCAGAACAAUGUUCCCAAACUCAUUGACUUUGGACUAUGUAUAUCUAUUCCUGAAGGGCAAUCACAUGUAAAGGAGGAUAUUAGAGGAAGAACAUGGUGGGUAGCACCUGAAUAUUGGGAUAGAGGCUAUAUGACAGAGAAGUUUGACGUUUAUCAGUUCGGAAUACUUCUAAUUGAGCUUUUGAGUGGACAGCAGGCAAGUUACUUAAUGUUGGAGCAUGAAACACUGGAUCUUGGGCAGCUUUGUGUUGAAGAGCUCAUCAAUGCUACUGAUAAUAGAAUAAAAAAUGAAGGAACUUAUAUAACAGAGCAGUUGCUGGAUUUUGCAACACUUAUCCUUAGAUGCAUCUCUUCUGAUGAAGGAAUGCCAACAAUGAUCGAGGUUGCCCAAGAACUCAGGCGAAUUGAUCAGUCUUUUCCAUCACCUUGUUAGCCUAACCUCAUUUGGCUAUACUAUUUCUCAGUAGCUGCAAAAAUCUUGUAUGCGGUAGUAGUAUUUGUAUGCAUGGCUCCACAGACUCUAAGCCACUGAUAUAUGAAACUUAGCCUGGCUGUAAGAUUCUGUUGUUCUAAGAUAAGAAAGACAGUGGGUUGCUCCAAUGGAAAUGUAAACUG
This is a messenger RNA of Theobroma umbraticum, 1536 nucleotides long. Lineage: Eukaryota; Viridiplantae; Streptophyta; Magnoliopsida; Malvales; Malvaceae. The record is from RefSeq and is a predicted model, not a curated record.